UUAAAACAUGCACCUGUUUUGUAUACUCCACACUUCAUAUUGGUAUAAAAUGAUGGAGAUUUCACUAGUGUCUGCACAGUGUUAAGGCUAGCUCCACCUCAAACACUAUAAAUAUAUAUAAGUAGCAGUUGCAGUUGGUCGCACUAAUUCGGUGGCUUUUCUUAUUAUAAAUUUCAUUUUAAUAUGGCGAAAAUUUUUGAGUUCUUCAGCGUGGUGAUAGCCAUUUUGGCUAUAACCAAUGCUGCAUCGGUGGAUUUAACAGCAUGUGAGACUACAACAGCGCCUCCGUGUUCUACGACUCCUCCACAAACAACUCCUUGUAUAACAACAACAACAAUCACUCCAGUAAUAACCACGUUACCGCAAACCACAACAACUACUACGACUUCAACUACAACAACAACCACAACUACUCCAAGCACGACAACGACCACUACUCCAAGGACAACCACUACAACAACUACACCGUGCACAACAACUACCACUACUUCAAGCACAACAACUACUACUACUACUCCAAAGACAACAACAACCAUAACUACAACUACUCCAACCACGACAACGACCACUACUCCAAGAACAACCACCAUAACAACUACAACGUGCACAACAACUACCACUACUCCAAAGACAACAACAACCACCACUACUCCAACGACAACAACAACUACUACUCCAAAGACAACAACAACCAUUACUCCAAUCGCAACAACUACACUGUGCACAACAACUACCACUACUCCAAAGACAACAACAACCACAACUGCUCCAAGCACCACAACGACCACUACUACAAGCACAACGACAACGACCACUACUCCAAGUACAACUACAACGUGCACAACAACUACCAGUACUCCAAGCACAACUACUCCAAUUACAACAACAACCACUACACCAAGGACAACAACAACGACUACUCUAACGACAACAACCACUACUGUAAGCACAACCACCAGAACAACUACACCGUGUACAACAACUACAACUACUCUAACGACAACAACAACAACUACUCCAAAGACAACACAGACAACAACCACAACUACUCCAAGCACCACAACGACCACUACUCCAAGGACGACAACUACUCCAAGUACAACUACAACGUGCACAACAACUACCAGUACUCCAAGCACAACGACUCCAAUUACAACAACACCCACUACACCAAGGACAACAACCACGACUACUCUAACGACAACAACCACUACUGUAAGCAAAACCACCACAACAACUACACCGUGUACAACAACGGCUACUACUCUAACGACAACAGCAACAACUACUCCAAAGACAACAACAACCACAACUACUCCAAGCACCACAACGACCACUACUCCAAGGACGACAACUACUCCAAGUACAACUACAACGUGCACAACAACUACCAGUACUCCAAGCACAACUACUCCAAUUACAACAACAACCACUACACCAAGGACAACAACAACGACUACUCUAACGACAACAACCACUACUGUAAGCAAAACCAUCACAACAACUACACCGUGUACAACAACGGCUACUACUCUAACGACAACAACAACAACUACUCCAAAGACAACAACAACCACAACUACUCCAAGCACCACAACGACCACUACUCCAAGGACGACAACUACUCCAAGUACAACUACAACGUGCACAACAACUACCAGUACUCCAAGCACAACUACUCCAAUUACAACAACAACCACUACACCAAGGACAACAACAACGACUACUCUAACGACAACAACCACUACUGUAAGCAAAACCAUCACAACAACUACACCGUGUACAACAACGGCUACUACUCUAACGACAACAACAACAACAACUACUCCAAAGACAACAACAACCACAACUACUCCAAGCACCACAACGACCACUACUCCAAGGACGACAACUACUCCAAUUACAACAACAACCGCUACACCAAGGACAACAACCACUACUGUAAGCAAAACCAUCACAACAACUACUCCGUGUACCACAACUACCACUACUCCAACGACAACAACAACCACAACUACUCCAAGAACCACAACAAUCACAACGUGCACAACAACUACUUCUGCUCCAACGACAACAACAACAACAACCACCACACCAAGGACAACAACAACUGCUACCCCAAGCACAACCACCACAACAACUACUACACCGUGCACAGAAAAACAAACGACUCCUCCACCAACAACACCUUGUAUAACAACUCCAGCAACAACACCAUGCCCAAACUCAUUGUCAGUUACUUCUAACAGUAAACCAAUGUCUUCCCCACAGGGUAUGGUAUCGAACAUGGAUAACUAUUUGGAGAACAUUUGCUUAGAUAAGAGGAACGGCUUUUUGUUGCCUUCGUUGAGAAAUUGCAAUGAUUACUACGUCUGCCGCAAUGGAGUUGCUGUCGAACUCAGCUGUGCUAAACUCCAUUUCAAUCCAUUGAAGGGAGUCUGUGAUCGACCUGAAUAUGCUGGUUGUCUCCUUGCUUAAAAUUUUCAAGCACAGUAGUUAUUGACAGGGAAAUUUGCGAUUAAAAACCCUCAUUAUACAUACACACAUAUAUU
Molecule: messenger RNA, 2552 nt
Organism: Bactrocera neohumeralis
Lineage: Eukaryota; Metazoa; Arthropoda; Insecta; Diptera; Tephritidae
Product: mucin-2-like
Cellular component (GO): extracellular region
Molecular function (GO): chitin binding
Source: RefSeq, a predicted model, not a curated record